AUGACUACAUUUCAGCAGUAUGCCUUUUCACUGCGCAAACGCCAAGAAAUGAAGCACAUACAAAUAAGAAACAUAGCUAAAGGUAGCGGACGACGCCUAAAGUGUGAGGAAUUUCCAGAGCUACCCAUUUGUUUAGAGUAUGUAUUCGGUGAGGGUGACAGAAUUCACAGAAGUGGCGGGGGAUUGGAAGCACAUCCAAAACUACUGGAUACUACUUUAUAUAAAGCACUGGACAAUGCAACGUCGAUGAAACAAGCUAAAGACUUUAUUUCUGCUUUAAACCCAAAUGUGAAAGUGUCGCUAUCAACUUUGUAUAAUUAUACAAUGAAUUACAAAAAAGGUACUCAUCAAGCCAAAGCACAUCAUCACGUCAGAGGUAUAACAGCUAAUAUAUCUUUACACAAGCCGCCAAAUACGGCUGAGAUUAAACACCCUAUAAACGCGCACUGGUCUACUGCUAAUGUAAAUUAUUUAGUCGAUUUAAGUGCUGAAAACCCCGACUCUCAUCUUGUGGAUUCUAAAGAUGCAAAAUGUGUUGUGUGCGGAGACAUUGAUUUGGUGUUGAGACCAGGAAAGUCUUGGCAGACUUUUGAGACCCCUGAUCAUACAUUUGAUCAGUCACGAAAAAAUGCUAUUACGCCAAUUUCCCACCUUCUCAUGGAAACAAAAGUCAGUCAACAAAUUACUACAAAUGAUGAUGUCCAUUGUCCGGUACCUUGCACUGAGAGUACAAUACAUCUAACAAGAACUGGACAGGCCAUUACGCUAAUAAAUAUUUCAUUCUUCGAGCCAGAAACUGUGUUCCGAGUCUUUAAUGAAUUUUUCUAUCUUCUUUCCUUACCUUCAUUGGAUGCUUAUUUUCGUAAUCCUAAAACAGGAAAGUUAAAGGAAGUUAUAAGUUUCGUUGUUGACAAUGGACCAUCAGAAGCUCCGUCAAAUCUCUUAGUAAAGUUGCUUCUCGUUCGCCUCAGAAAUCUUUUAAACGUCGACAGGGUUACUCAAAUUUCUUUUGCCGAGUAUCUUAGCAAGAGAAAUUAUGUAGAACGAGUACAUGCCGUGGAGAAUAACCUUUUAUCGGCUCACGGUCCUUUUAACUCAAAACAGGUUCAUAGUGUAUGUGAUACUGGUAGCGAAAAGCACAAAGAGAACAUGGAAAAAAUGGCACAAGGCGUAGUUAGCUGUUUAAACAAAGGAUCGUUUGGUCAAAGGCCUCUAUUGUGCUUUAGAGGCAUUGCUGAUCAAAUGCUUUUCGACGACGAAGAUGUCCUUAAGACGUUUGCUGCAUUGUCCGAUUACCGCAAACAAACUUAUGAUGUAACCUAUGCUCCAGUCAAUAACGCUAUCAUGAGCUAUUUAGAAAAUGUAUGGGGGUUUAACAAAGGUUUUGUUGGCAGUUAUUCAUCAGAUUAUAAAACCUUACAAGAAUAUGCUUAUUGCGAUAAAUACUCGACAACCGUAUAUAGGGAUGACGAAAACUGGACAGGAACUACAUUACCAAGGUAUGAGCGUCAACCGAUUCCAGACUAUCAUAGGUGGAUUAUAUCUGGAGAAUAUCAUUACUUGUCAUAUGAGCAACGUCGCAAUCUUCUGCAUGGUCCUUGGGACAACUGUCCUGAGCUUUUCCUACCUGAACGCAUACUAAAAGCUUGUUUUAGAGCUUUCCCAAAUCCUGCAUCCGAUAUGAUUAGUGCAAUUUCUUUACUGGCGUGGGUCUCUGAGAAAGACGUUCAAUGA
Messenger RNA from Paramuricea clavata, 1734 nucleotides. NCBI's taxonomy places the organism in Eukaryota, Metazoa, Cnidaria, Anthozoa, Malacalcyonacea, Plexauridae. The record is from the annotation of a GenBank genome assembly.